AUGGUGCAUUUGGCAGCAGAAAGCAAGACGGCGAAUCAUGUGGCCUGGACCCGUGUUGCACGCCUGCGCAGCCAAAUGGAAAUGCACGGAAUCGAAGCUGCUGUGUGUACAAAGCCCGAAAGUACCUUUUACCUAUCAGGCUUCAAUCCAAUUAUCUAUUCGCACCCCGUAAUAGUGAUUGUGACCCCCCAUCAUGAACCUAUCUUGCUAGUGUUUGUGAUCCGCGGCGAACAUGCUCAGGCUAGCGCCUGGACGUCAAGCAUUCGACUCUUUGGGAGUUGGUCCAACAUCAAAACCACGGCUGCUACCUGGCAAGAGGCCUUGGGAAUUAUCCUGAAUGAGCUCGGCGUGACUCGGAAGAGGAUCGGUGUCGAGCACGGGUCGAUUUCCGUCACGCAAUACAGGGAAAUUGCCGAAACCGCUCCAGAAGCCGACCUAGUGAAUAUAAGCCCCUGUAUUGACCUCUGUCGGCAGAUCAAGGAUGUCGAUGAAGUCGACAAUGCUCGAGUUGCUGCCCGGAUUGCGGAUGUCGGCAUGGAGGCAGCUGUGGCCGCCCUGCGUCAGAAGGGCGCAACUGAACGGGAUGUGGCCAUUGCCUCGAUGCAGGCCAUGAAUGAAUACUGGGCCACCAACUACCCUGAAGUUGAAAUCGCAGACUUUGGUUCCCCCGAAGGGGGCAACCACAAUGGACUGACCACCUGGGUCUUGUCCGGCCCACGAAAGUCCUACGCCUGCGACAACCCCACCCCGCGAGCUCCAAAACCGGGCGAGACAGUCUCGGUAUUCAUCUGGACAGUAUCCAACGGAAUACAUGCGGAGUUGGAACGGACGGUGUGCAUUGGGCCGGCGUCGCUGACAGAAAAGGCGGCAAUCAAGAGCGUGCUGGAGAUCCGCGAGGAAAUCGAAGCUCACCUGCGGCCCGGAAUUCCCGUCAAAGCUCUAUAUGAAACAGCUAGGAAUGGCUAUAUAUCCCGAGGGUACUCACAGUGUCUCCCGGGGCGUAUUGGGCAUUCUAUAGGGCUUGGCUCUCAUGAGAGUGUUUCGAUCAACGGAAGUUCGGACCUGAUCUUGACCGCUGGAAUGGUCCUCACGUUGGAACCUCAUAUCCACAUCUUUGGGGUUUGUGGAACCCAGUUCUCAGAUACUCUCCUGAUCACUGAGGCGGGGUUUGAGUAUCUAACGCAUUUUCCUCGCCAAUACCUAGAGGUUCAAUGA
This is a messenger RNA of Aspergillus tanneri, 1215 nucleotides long. Its product is annotated as M24 family metallopeptidase. Bases 1 to 1215 code for a protein of 404 amino acids. The transcript has a single exon. Lineage: Eukaryota; Fungi; Ascomycota; Eurotiomycetes; Eurotiales; Aspergillaceae. The record is from RefSeq and is a predicted model, not a curated record.